AUGGCUGAACUUCAGAAGCCUAGGACUCUCGAGGGCAAGAUUGCCAUAGUCACAGGAGCAUCACGCGGCAUCGGCAAAGCCAUCGCCUUCGACCUGGCCUUGCGUGGCGCGAAAGUGGUCAUAACCUACUCCAGCGACCGCUCGAAAGCACCCGUAGAGCAGCUCAUCUCCCAAAUCAAGGUCGAAGCCAGGAGCUCAGCGAUUGGCGUACAAUGCAAUCUACAGCACCUCUCAGCUCCAAAAGAGAUCAUCGACGCCUCCAUCCAAGCAUUUGGCAAUCACAUCGACAUACUCGUGAACAACGCAGCAGCCAUCUCAGCCAACUUCAUCUCCGACAUAACGCCAGAGUACUUCGAAGAAAUCUUCAGCUUGAACGUACGAGCCCCGCUCCUCAUGGUCCAGGCAGUGCAUCCACACCUCCGUGCUCCGGGUCGCAUCAUCAACAUCAGCAGCGUGGCAGCUCGGAACGGCUACCCUGGGACCGGAACCUACGCUGCUUCUAAGGCGGCGCUGGAAGGCUACACACGAAACUGGGCGGCUGAGCUUGGGAAGGACGGUACCACGGUCAAUGCUGUUGAGCCAGGUCCUGUGGAGAGCGAGAUGCUGGAUCAAGUUGAUCCCAAGACUGUUGAGGCGCAGAAGCAGCAGACGCCUGUUGAGCAGAGGGUAGGGAAGACGGAGGAGAUUGCUGAGAUUGUUGGGUUUCUCGCAGAGCCAAGAUCAUCUUGGGUCACUGGACAGUGUCUUAGCGCGAGCGGUGGCUAUGCCACUUAUUGA
Molecule: messenger RNA, 777 nt
Organism: Saxophila tyrrhenica
Lineage: Eukaryota; Fungi; Ascomycota; Dothideomycetes; Mycosphaerellales; Extremaceae
Exons: 3
Coding region: 1-777 (258 amino acids)
Molecular function (GO): oxidoreductase activity
Source: RefSeq, a predicted model, not a curated record